Molecule: messenger RNA, 1830 nt
Organism: Brettanomyces nanus
Lineage: Eukaryota; Fungi; Ascomycota; Pichiomycetes; Pichiales; Pichiaceae
Exons: 1
Coding region: 1-1830 (609 amino acids)
Biological process (GO): cell wall organization
Cellular component (GO): cell surface; fungal-type cell wall; extracellular region
Molecular function (GO): glucan endo-1,3-beta-D-glucosidase activity; 1,3-beta-glucanosyltransferase activity
Source: RefSeq, a predicted model, not a curated record
AUGCAACUCUCCCUAAUAGUGAUUGCACUCCUGGUGCAAUCCUCUUUGGCAUUGCCAAUACCUUUUGAAUUUCUUUUCAAAAGAAAGGCAGAUGCAGAUGCAGUUGCCAAUGCUGACCCAGCUAUUGUGACGCAGACACUUGACCCGGUUGAGGUUUUCAUAUCUGGAACAGUUACUUAUACACGGACAUUAACUAGUGGAGAAACAAGUUCCACAACGCCUGUCAAGGCAACCACUAAAAUUGUUACCUUGACCACUACCACUUGCCCCAAAGAUGGUGCUACCGUUGCCGCUACUGCAUCUGCUACAACCUCUGAAAUUGUCACCACUGCUCAAUCUCAAGUCAAUGAUGACUCAAGCGAUGAUGAGAGCAGUGUUGUUAGUGUCAUUAUUUCAGAUCCUGAUUCCACCGCCCAGCCUUCCGAUGGCCUUGUUCACAUUAUCGAUGUCAUUAGCCGUCCGGGAGCAUUAUUCGUGGCUACUGAUGUUAAUGUUCCAAUUACUUCUUAUCCAAGGAUUUCAAGUACCGAUACUCUUGAUGCUACCACCGCUUCUGCUACUCCAGAAGGAGCGGUCGCCACCGCUACUACAGCUGCAGAGGCAAGCGUUAGUUCCACAUAUCAAGCCGCUGCUGCAAGUCAACAAACCACUUCAAUACCGGUGACUACCACGGUUAAAUCUACUUCUACAAGCGUGAUGCCUGAUGGAAAUACUUCUACAUUUGUUUCAUCUUCUGUAAUUGUUACCUCUACUGCUGUUCUAGUUGUGAAGAGUAGUGAAGAGAUUUCUACGAGCACUUCUGCACCUCAAAAUGCUGCAACUACAGCUUUAGUUGGCAUGAGUAAUGUUGUUGGUACCUCGACAGGUGCGGGGGCCACUCAGGUUACUGAGGACACUCAGAGUUCUCAAGCUGCUGUUAGCACUCAGAGCACUCAAGCUGUUGAUGCUGUUACUUCUGCUGCUACUUCUGCUGCAGCUUUCACAGCAGUUUCUUCAUCGUCAUCGUCAUCUGAUUACCUUACUGGUCAUCCAAGUGCAAUUGUCUAUUCACCUUACAACAAUGACAGCAGUUGCAAGUCCUAUGAUACCGUUUAUUCUGAUUUAACGUUGAUUAAAUCAAAACAAAUAGGUGAAAUUAGAAUUUACGGUAAUGAUUGUAACUAUUUGACUACAGUCUUGCCUAUUGCUACAAUUCUUGGCUUGCAGGUGAAUCAAGGUUUCUGGAUUUCUGAUGUUGGUGUUGAUUCCAUUGAUACAGCAGUCACCGAUUUGAUAAGUGCCGCUACAGACUCAAGCUCGGGAUUUGAUUGGACUUUGUUUUCCUUCAUCACAAUCGGCAAUGAGGCCAUCAUCAGCGAGUACUGCUCUGUUGAUGAACUUAUUAGCAAAAUUGCAAGCGUGAAGACUCUAUUACAAGACGCGGGCUACACUGGUUUGGUUACAACUUCAGAACCACCUGUUACUUAUGAGGAUAAUCCUUCCUUAUGUACAAGUUCAGACAUUGAUUUUGUUGGUAUUAACCCACAUUCUUAUUUCGACACUUACUCUAGUGCUGCUGAUUCUGGUGAUUUUGUCAAGGGACAAAUCGAGAUUGUUCAGGAGUCCUGUCCAGGAAUGGAUAUUAGGGUUACCGAGACAGGUUAUCCAAGUGCAGGUAUUACUAAUGGAGGCAAUAUUCCUUCUCCUGCAAAUCAAAAGAUCGCUCUUCAAAGUAUCUUUGAUAUUGCCGGUACUAACGUCACCAUCUUGACUACUUUUAACGACUACUGGAAAGAGGCCGGUACUUAUGGUAUUGAACAAAGUUUUGGUAUAAUUCAGUUGCUCGAGUAG